Molecule: messenger RNA, 3171 nt
Organism: Plasmodium gonderi
Lineage: Eukaryota; Apicomplexa; Aconoidasida; Haemosporida; Plasmodiidae
Exons: 1
Coding region: 1-3171 (1056 amino acids)
Cellular component (GO): Golgi apparatus
Molecular function (GO): protein binding
Source: RefSeq, a predicted model, not a curated record
AUGAAUAUUAUCAACUACCUUUAUAACAAAAGUAAGAGCAUAUACAAUCGAAAUAUUAAUGCGUAUAAUUAUAACAAUAUAGAGAAUGAAAAUUUGAUUAGCAAUUUUGUCGAUAUCAGCAAUGGGUACAGUAACAAUAGCUGUUCGUCCAAGUCUUCUACAAGAACGUUAAUACUAGGUGAUAGAAAUGUAAGGAAAAAUAGAAAAAAAAAAAAAGGAAGAAAUGAUCGAUCUUCUGUAAUUAGCUUAGCGAAAGGAACAAAUAUGGGGGGAAUAGUGAAUAUUACUGGAAGGACAAAUUACCCAUUUGGCAUAAACAGACAUAAGGAGGGAAAUUUAUCAAAUCAGAAUAUGGACGAAGUCAAUCAGAUGUGUAUCAAACAGAUGGGCUUCAACCAAACGAGCUUCAAUCAAAUGAGCAUCAAACAAAUGAGCAUCAAACAAAUGAGCAUCAAACAAAUGAGCGUCAAACAAUUGAACUCUAAACAGGUGAACUCCAAACAGGUGAACUCCAAACAGGUGCACAUCAACGAAGAUGAAGGGACGAAAAAGAAAGACAUUUGCGAAUUCAACGUUCAUAAUAUCGGUUUUGAUGCAAAAGUUUACAAAAAUAGAUGCGAUGGCGUAUGUGUUAUCAAUGACAAUAUAUACAUAUUUGACAAAAUAAAAAAGUGCAUAUAUUUAUAUACCCCGUAUAAUAAUGUGUGGUAUAUUUUUUUAAAUAUAUAUGAAGAAAUAUCGAUAAAAAGAAGUCCAAAUUUUGAAAUAACGAAUUUUUAUAUAAAUAAAAAAGAACAGAAUAUUGAAGGAAGUUUCAGUCACUUAAAUAAUAUUUCUUUUAUAAAUUAUACAGACGUUGUUUAUUUGAAUAAUUGUAUAUUUAUUAUAAGUAGCAAUUGCCAUUUUUUGAAUAUAUGCAAAGUCAAUGUACUUAACAUGAACACCAUUUUUGGUACUAUCGUUGUAGAAUCGGCUCAGAAUGAUUUAUCUGAUUUUGCACAAGUAUUGAAAAUGCUGAGAACUAAUUCUAAGAAUGAUAUCGAAGGGGGUGACGAGAUAGAAUCUGUAGAAGAGGAAGAGAAGAAAAUAGAAUCACGUUCCUCUUGGGAUGCAAAUCCUGUUGCAUCUGUACAGAAUGAAAGUAAUCCUUUUGUAUGUGAUGAAAACUUGCAGACAAUUCAACAGCCACAUCUAAAGAAUGCAACAAGACAGAUUGAAAUAAAAAAAAAAUAUUCUACAUCCAAAGAGACAGGAGCGAAUGAUCCGUUUAUGCUCCUGAAUAAAAUGAACAAUGCAGGUAACUCAGGUGACGAGGGUUAUGUAGAUUGUGGAAAUUCUGAGGGUUAUGAUAACGGGGAUGACGACUGUGAUGAAUACAUCAACGGAAUUUCUGAAUUUUCUGAAUUUCCAGAGUUUUCAGAGUUGUGUGAAUUUACAGAAUUCUCCGAAUUAUUUCAGAACGAAAAAAAAACAAUUUUUAAAAAAAUGAAAAGGUUAAUAAAGGCACGAGAUCUUUUCUCAAUUUGCAGUGUUAAUGACAAAUCCUAUUCAUUAAUUUAUCUUUUUGGAGGAAAGGGAAGUACUGUAAAAAGAGGAAAUGAAUAUGUGGACAUAAUUUACAACGAUUUGUAUGUGUACGACUUUUAUCGAAAUAGGUGGAUGGAAUUAUAUCAGUACAGAAGUGACGAGGUUAUCCAGAGUAAAAAAGAAAAAGAUAUGCAUAAGGAUAAAUUUGAUAAUAAGGAUAAAUUUGAUAAUAAGGAUAAAUUUGAUGAUAACGAUAAAUGUGAUAAUAACGAUAAAUUUGAUGAUAAUAAUAAAUGUGAUAAUAUCGAAAAAUUUUAUAAUAAUGAUAAAUUUUAUAAUAAGGAUAAAUUUUAUAAUAAGGAUAAAAAGAAUGAAUGCGAAUGUACCAUUAAUGAAAAGAUAAAUUCAGACAUCAGAUGUGAAGAACGUGACCUGAUGGACACAUAUUUAGAUGCUUCCAUACAAAAUUCAAAAAACAAGAAUCCCCUUCCUUUUAAGCGAGAUGAAACAUCUUCCCUUAUAUGUACUGAGAAAAUAAUUGGGAUGGAAAAUUUUACACAAAAUUCAGAUGAAUAUUUUAAAGACAGCUUUUUUUUUGAACCCCCCAAGGAUUCAUUUAGUAAUGAAUAUAAUUCUGUUCAAUUGAAUAAGUAUAAAAAGGACACUUCUGUGCAAAAUAAGCAGAAUCAUGAAUGUCGUAGUAUAGAAACGGCAGAUAGCAUAGCCACUGUUGCUACAUCUACUGUGGCGAAUUUAUUGCAAAACUGUAAUAAUGACAAGAACAGAGAUUCGUCUAGCUACACUUACGACUUAUGGGAUGAUAAUAAGAAAUUUAAUACGAAGAUCGAAACGGAUACUGGAAAAAGAGAAGAAGGCACGUUCGAUGAUUUGUAUGACCAUAUUUUUGGAAAAUGUGGUGCAGAGGCCAAGGGUGAAGAAACGACAAAUGUAGAUGCAAAAGAUGAACAAUACAAAAGUACACAUAGUUAUAUGACUCAGGUAGAAAAAACUGAACUCAAUAAAAUUGCAUCCUGCAGACAUACAAGCAUAUACCACGAGCGAAAUGAUUCUAUUUGUGAAAAUUGCGUUAAGAGGAAAAAGUGCAAAUAUAUUUGUGCAUUAAUAAAGAAUGGAGUAAAGAUACGAAGAAUUAAAUGGCUGAGAAGACGAGCAGGACACUCUUGUACAUAUUAUAAAAAUAAUUUAUACAUAUUUGGAGGAAUAAGUUUUUAUAGCUUUAAUAGCAACAAAAUAAAUUUAAAAUUUUGUAAUAAUUUAUACUUGUAUAAUAUCGAAUCAAAUAAAUGUUUUGAAAUAAUGGCAAAAGGAAGUAUACCAGAACAAAGAUAUAGACAUGGUUGUGUCAUAAUUAAUGAUUAUAUGUUCAUAAUUGGUGGAGAAUGUAAAGGUUCUUCUUUACCCAGGAAUGAUUUGUUCUUUUACGAUUUUAAAACAUCUGUAUGGUCAGAAAUUGUUAUAAAUUCCAAGGUCGGUUCUCAUUCUCUGUACAAAACUGUAUGGCUAGAAAACUUCGGAUCAAUUUAUAUGUUCGGUUCCUCUGUUCUACGCCUAACGAAAAAGAACUUCCAGUACACACCUUCAUAUAAGAAUAAUCAGAAGAAGAUUCAGAACUGGCGCGUUUGA